Motacilla alba alba is the source of this 3181-nucleotide messenger RNA. RefSeq lists its product as uncharacterized. The record is from RefSeq and is a predicted model, not a curated record. NCBI's taxonomy places the organism in Eukaryota, Metazoa, Chordata, Aves, Passeriformes, Motacillidae. The coding region runs from base 487 to 2505 and encodes 672 amino acids. The transcript is spliced from 5 exons.
CGGGCCGCCAUCUUGAUUGGGGGCAGGGCGCGGGAGGCACGGCGCCGGGCGCCAUCUUGGGUACGGGCAAGCGGGUCCCCCCGCGUGCACGUCGCGCGGCCCGGGGCCGCGGGGGCGGCUCGGCCUCGCCGCCAUGUUGGGGGCGGGCAGGGAAGCCUCGCGCCGCCGCCGCCAUCCCGGGUGAGGGGCGCCCGCCCGCGGUGCCCCUCGGGGCCGCGCUGGGCCGAGGGGCUUGCUUAAAGUGCAGGAGUGUGUGUGAUCGCAGUUAAUGUCUUAAGGAUAAAGAUUACCAGAGGGUGAGAGAGAGAGAGAGAUCUUGUGAGGCUGCUCUGUGCCCUGGAUGAGAUCCCGUCCUUGGGCAGUGCUCUGCUCUGUGGGAGGCUGCCUGCCUGACCUUGGAGCAGGUUCUGAGAGAGAAAAGCCAUUCAAAGCAUCACUUGCUGACCCCCACCUGAGAGAAGGCUCAGUGAGACAGAAAGCAGCAGCAUGAGCGAGAGCACCUGUGACAGAGGGUGCAGGAGUACCAGUUCCCUCCAAGCAGAUCUCUCCAACCUUGUGAUCUGGGCACACACUCAUGGGACCAUCUGCAACCAGAUCCCAGCCCUGGAAUUUAUGCAGAACACCGAUUAUGUGAGCAAUGACAACGCUGUGCUGUGGAUGUGCAGAGCUGGACACGCCUAUCACUGGCACUGUGGGAAGUCACACAGCAGAGGUGAAGAAGUGACUGAGGCUGUAGGAGGGAGAAAGUGGCCCCUGUCUUCUGAGUCUUUGGCGAGGGAAUCCAGCUUUCAGGAAAAGAGGCUCAAGCUGACCCCAUCAUCUUUUGAGAUGGAUCAAGAAGAUUCUGGGAGCACAGAGUCAUCAUGUGGCAGAUCCCAAGGGGUCACUGAGCAGAAGGCUGACAGCGCCUACACAAGGAAUAAUGAGCCCAAGGGGAGUCAAAAUACCAGGAAACCCAAAACAUCAUUCUCUGCAGCAGAGCAGCACUUCUCCGUGUCUGGUAGUAGGGUCCAGACUGGGGAACAGGGUGUAAAGUCCAAAAGUGACAAAGACAUACAGAUCAUCAUCUCUGAUGAAGAGCAGUGUGAGGCAGAUGAAGACAGCCAAGGAGACAGAACCAGCCAGGAUAAUGUGUCAGAGCCAUCUGCUGAGGAGUUGCAGAUGCACCAUUGCCAGAAGAUGGCAUUGCAGCAGCCAACAGCCUCCCAAAAAACUGCCUUUGCCCCCGCAGCAAAGACACACCUAGCCCGUGCCUACAUUCUGCAGGCUCCUGUCAGCGACUCGGAGGACCCGAGCAGGAACAUCCUGAGGCUGGCUCCUUCCACUGCUGCAGGGCCCAUGGCUGAAGCUUCCAGAGCAAGGAGCCUCCUGGGAUCAGCAGCACCAAAGGUAUGUUUGAAACCCCUUCCUGUCCCCAGCACUGAAGCCAAGGCCCAGCUUGAAUCGCAGCCCUCGGUGACAUUCUUUGAGCUCCAAGCCACUGCUGCCGUUCAGCAACAUCUCCAGCUGAGCCCUCCAGAGUGUGGCACACCAGGAACGGGCUCCAGUGGGGAUGGUGCUGAGAACCUGGAUGAGGACAGUGAGGCAUCGGGAUCCAGGCAGACACCUUGUUUUUCAGCCUUCCAGAGUCCAGAGAGCCAUCCACCUGCAGCCUCAAAUGGAGACGUGCUGAAGAAGCAGGAGAAAAAGGGAAGCGAUACCACUGGAGACAUCAAAGUGUUGGAAGAGUGGCUGAAGUUGCACCACCCCUCCGAGACGCGCAAGAUCCACACGCUGCCUCCUGCAGACCUCGACCACUACCUGGUUUCGUUCUUCAGCUCUGCCAAGAAACAGAAUGGCAUGGAUUUCUCUGCCAGUUCCUUAAACGUCUUCCGGGGCAACAUCAACCGGUACCUCCAGGACCACAACUACCAGUACAGCAUGUUGAGAGGGCCAGAGUUCAAGGCCUCUCAGGAAGCCUUUAAAUUAAAGCAUUGGUACCUGUUUCAAAAGAAGAAGGAAGGGUGGAAUGUUGUGGAGAACCUGACAGGGGAAGAUGUGGAAAACCUUCUUCAGAAGGGAAUUUUAAGCAAGACAGACCCUCAGGGCUUGCUGCAUCUCAUGUUCAUAAACAUCGUUAGGGGGUUUGGGGCAAACACCCACUACCAGGCCCACCCGCUGUACUGGGGACAGGUGGUGCUGAGGAAGACCAGAGAGGUGGAGUACUUGGAGUGGAGGGAUGAUCUGAGCCCUGGGGAAAACGAAGAGGAGCUAAACCCACGGCUCCUCGCCAAGCCUGAGGAUCCACAGAGCUGCCCAGUCUCCAGUUACAAGGAGUAUGCCAGGAGGAGGCCGGCAGACAUGCUGGAUGACAACCACCCCCUUUACCUGUCCCCCAAGUCACUGUGCUCCAUCUGGGACAAUGUGUGGUACAGCAGGAAGGCGCUGUCAAAAGCCAAAAUUGAUAAGAUCUUGAAAGUUAUUAUCCGGGAAGUCGGAGGAGCAGUAAGGAAGACCAAGAGAUAGGGGUGUCCCUUCAGCUUUGCCCCUUCAGCCACUCCGAGGCUGCUCUGAAACACAAUCCUACUGCAAGAUUUGGUGUAGGUUGAGAACAGACAUCCUUCUGCUGGGCUUCACCUUGGCACUGAAGGUACCUACAGAUCUGCAGCGCCUUGGCUUUCAGGGAAGUUCCUUUGUUGCUGUUUCUGUUACUGGAAUUGAUAAUUCAACGAGUUUAUGAGAGUCUUCAGUUUCACAUUUGCCAAACAAGUUAAUGUUCUACCACACGGUCAAUGCUGUUAGAAACCACCACUGCUGACACAGAGAGGGCUUGAGGGUGGCAGAGCCUGGCCAGGAGCAUCAGCUGCACCCACAUUUUGAGGCUGACAGCCCACACAGCUCAGCCUGUGGGGAAGGAUGAGCGACAGGAGAGUGACGACACUGUCAAUCCCAGCCCCUGACAAGGGUCAGGUCAUUUCCCUUAGGGAAAGAUUCAUAGGUUGAAGAAGUUGUGGCUGUUUUAAGAAGUUAUUUAAAGUGUCUGACAAUGUUGUAAGGUUUUAUGGUAAGUGGUUUCCCUGGAGUGCAAAACACAACUCCACAAAGGCCCUGGGAGGUGUGCUCAGCUCUUCCUAGCUGCCGCAGCGCUGUCACAGCUCAGUCAGGUUUUUGGUUGCAUUGUUGGCAGAGCCAAAUAAAAGAA